AAAAAAGCUGUAAGUCGUGUCGUAUCUAUUAUUUUCACGAAUUUCAAGCGAUAGCAGUAAGCUUCGGGGCUCAAGCUGCGACAUCUUCUAUUCGUAAGAACUACAUCAACUUGAGUCACAUUGCGCGUGUAGCACUUCAUCACUACAUACAAAGUAGAAGAUUUCUUUAGAUUCAGCAUCAGCACGCGAGAAUGGUUUUCUUUUUAUUGAUAUUUUUUUUCGCUGUCGCCGAAGCAAUGGCGGUACAGGUCGCCGCCAGCACGCGCGCGCAUUUGGAAGAUACAACGUCGAGCCGCGACACUCUGUAUUAUUCCAUGGAGUUGGGGGACGGUGAAAGUCCGAUCGCCGGCGUCAAUGCCGCUGCCGAUUCGCCGCAAGAACAGACGGUAGACCGAGAAACUGCCGAGUUUCUACGUUGGCGACUGCAAGAGCAAGUUGCAGCAGGCUCUGCAGAAGGAGUUUCGGUCUGCGUUCUUGCGACGCAACGCGUUGGUCUACCAAUGCCAACCGGAAACAAACAACCCACCAUUCCGAGCAAUGUUGACGCUCGAGCUGGACGCGGAUGAUCUUGAGAGAACUUACACCGGCCCGCGCCACGUGCCGCUCGGCCCGCAAUUUGCAACGAAGAAGCAGGCAGAGCAGGACGCAGCAAGGCGGUUCGCUGCAGUCCUGAGCCAACAUCAGAGAGUGAGUCCCGGCAGCGCGGCGACUCGACGAAGCGAGACUUUUGAGUUGGUGGAGGAUGACGGCGCGAACGGAAGAGCCGAAGAACCAACACCGGGACAACUGCAGUCGGCCCUUGCGGCACUGAUGCUGACGGAUGAAGGAGGCGUAGGCAAAGAGGAGACUGCGCCCGAGGAGGACGGGGACGUCGCUAGCACUGUGUCUCCCUGCUCGCCGUGGCACGCAAGCGCAUGCGCAUCUUCCCCCUCAGUAUCACCGCAGCAGCGCUCAUCGCUUUCGUCUCCUAACAGGGCCCGCAGCCCUGUGGGACGAAACGGAUCUGAGGCCUACUCUCCCGCACGACGCACAGCUGCCGGUGUCGGGCCUGCAAGCAGCGGCUUCCGGAGUCUGACCAGCAUUUACGGCGUUCCGCCGGUCUUGUCUCAUGAAAGUAGUACUGGCGAGCCCGAGCAGUCUGUCCCCUGGCCCGGCGGAGGACCAGGGGGCUUGGCUGCCGGCUCUGGCGAGGAGGCCCACGGACGAAGGACUUCGUCCGCGCGGACAAGCCGAUCUCCAGCCCGCAGCUCCUUUCACAGACAGGGAACUUCGCCUCGCUCUCCAACCCGGCAGACCCAGGCAGAACCGUCGCGCGCGGCCGAGGCUGAGCAGGUGGGCGCAGCCGCAGCAACCGUCGACACAGAUGCUGCAGUCAUCUCUACGCGAGGAGGAGAGCCGACGGAGGGCGCGGAAUCAGGACGGGGACAAGAGAGCCAGAUUAAUUCUGGGUGGAGCCGAGAUCUUGGUCAGGAGAAUGACAUGGAUCGAGCUACGCUGAGUAAUCAUGGAAACAGUCCGGCGCACAACUCCCCGGAAUGGGAAUCGCAUCCCUCAGACGCAGCGGUCCUGCGAGCGCUGAAACAAACUGGAAUUGCUGAUGGUAAACGUAAAGAAGUACCGAUGCGCGAAAUCUACCUAAUUGCUAAGGGUUUGGACCCGAAAUUUAAUCGUAUUCAAGAAGAGGGGGUGCGCGGAAGAAUGAAGAAGCAGCUAUCGGGGCUUGACUACGAGUUGAGUCCCACCAUGAAGUCGCCCACGGUGCGAAAAAAAAUAUCCCAUUAGGAAAGUAACUAGGUGGCUAGCACUCGGUCUAAGAAUAUAUAUAGGAUAACGUGCUGCCUUCGCUGUGACGUGUCUUUGAUAAUUAUAGCCGCACCAUUGAUGAACAACCAGAGAGCCGCUUUAUGUAAAUACGUUUUUACUGUCAACAAAAAAAAUGUUUGAUGUUCGUACAACCUGUAUGAUAUUGAUAGGAAGGAAGAAGUAAGCACUUGUACUUGACAAAAAGCGCUGAAUGGCUUCCGUUCUCUCAGCUUCAGUUUGAAGCGAGGAUCGAAAACGGACUUUAAAAAGGUCUCCAACCGCAACCCAACAGAACUCGAUUUAUCUCUGAGCUAGAAAGGAGACAUCUUCCCGUGCUGGAGAUGAUAGGCAAACUCGCCCACUCGGGGUCCCGUGCCGGCGGGCUAAGAUAACAGGAUGAAACCUAUAGAGAAGCACACUAAAAGAUAAGUAGAUAGAAUGGCAAACAUAUAAAAAAGACAGGGGCGCCUUCCUUUUAGGAAUCAAUAGUGUAAGUGGAGUACGUCGUGACUCUUCUAGCACUUAUUUUGAUUUCUGGUAUCGCUAACCGACACAGUCACGCACGGAUCUUGCGGGGACAAAGCGAAAGUUUUUGGUUCUGAAAGAUACACAAAAAAAAAGAAGGACAUACUGAGAUGAACGACGAUGCUUAGAAGUUUGCUAUUGUUUCCAAAGUGGCUCCGCUUCUAUAUUACAUUCGAAGAUAUUACUAGCAGAUGACUCAUAUUACGGAUUAAAGGCUGAAGUCAAGCUCUAGCUCAAGUUGUAUUCGAGGUCACCGCAACCCGUAGAGCUCGUGCUCUACGAGUUCAUCUUGAUUUUUCGUCCUACCAAACUCAAAUCCGAAGCAGCCCUCAAUAAAAAGAUAGGACACAUUCACAAGAACGCAAAACGUCAACGAUAAAAUGAACUUUCAAAAAAUCCAUUGAGCACUGAAAAGGAGAACAAACAACAAUACUACCACAAAAAAUACUAGUACCGCAAGCGUGGCCGUGGUGAUAAAGCACAUAUGAAUAUUUAUUUCAAUCGUGACUGUGACUAAGAUGAAGAACAAGGAACUAACACCGUCGAGAUGGACCGCCAAGAAUCGACGAGAACAGACAGACACUACUUGAAGAGUUUAUGUAUGAUUAUGAGCAGAAAGUAGAUAUACAUGUAAGAUAGAAAUAAAAUACUGAG
Amoebophrya sp. A120 is the source of this 2982-nucleotide messenger RNA. NCBI's taxonomy places the organism in Eukaryota, Dinophyceae, Syndiniales, Amoebophryaceae. The record is from the annotation of a GenBank genome assembly.